Messenger RNA from Micromonas pusilla CCMP1545, 502 nucleotides. RefSeq lists its product as uncharacterized. NCBI's taxonomy places the organism in Eukaryota, Viridiplantae, Chlorophyta, Mamiellophyceae, Mamiellales, Mamiellaceae. The coding region runs from base 107 to 502 and encodes 131 amino acids. The record is from RefSeq and is a predicted model, not a curated record. Gene Ontology annotation, molecular function: protein binding. The transcript is spliced from 2 exons.
CCAAAAUCUCGGAGCCGCACUUGCGGGCGGUCUUGCAAGGCGUGACGCUGAAGCAAGCCGCGGCGGCCAGCGACUCGUGCCUCAUCUUGUUCAAGUGGGCGCCGCGAUGAUCGACCUUCUCAGGCGCUCGCGGGAAAACGAAGCCGCGGCGAAGAUUCAAGCCGUCGAGCGCGGGAGGAGAGCGCGCGGCAAGAACGAGGGCGCAAAGGUCAAGGCGGUGGCUCAAGAAGCGUCCGUGGCCGUGGCCGUGGCUGAGACGACCGAGGCUGUGGCUCAAGAAGCGUCCGAGGCUGAGUUGACCGAGGCUGUGGCUCAAGAAGCGUCGGAGGCGCCUCAGCGGCCUCAGCAGACAGCGGCCUCUGCUGAAGGAAUCCGUCCGAAGAAGCGGACCGUGGCGUAUGAUCGCGCGGAAGCGAACGAAGCGAAGCUCCGCGCCGUGGAGGACGGGCUCGCGGUGAUGGGGGGCGGGAAGCGCCCGGAGGACGCGGAGGACGAGGAGUGA